Molecule: messenger RNA, 1209 nt
Organism: Hevea brasiliensis (rubber tree)
Lineage: Eukaryota; Viridiplantae; Streptophyta; Magnoliopsida; Malpighiales; Euphorbiaceae
Product: phenylacetaldehyde reductase-like
Exons: 6
Coding region: 1-906 (301 amino acids)
Molecular function (GO): oxidoreductase activity, acting on the CH-OH group of donors, NAD or NADP as acceptor
Source: RefSeq, a predicted model, not a curated record
AUGGACCGAAUUGAAAUCGCCCAGUGUGAUUCAAGAGCAGAGGGAAAUGAUGAUCCUAAGAAAACAGAACACCUGCGUACACUCAAUGGAGCAAAAGAAAGACUUCACUUAUUCAAAGCAAAUUUAGUAGAAGAAGGAGCUUUUGAUCCAGUAGUUGAUGGAUGUGAACGUGUAUUUCAUCCAGCUUCACCUGUAAUUAUGUCAACAGAUGAUCCACAGAAUGCAUUGAUUGAACCUGCAGUAAAGGGAACAGUAAAUGUUCUUAAGUCAUGUGCCAAAGUCUCUUCUAUCAAGAGAGUGGUAGCAACAUCUUCUAUGGCUACAGCAAUAUUCAACGGGAAGCCUCUGACCCCUGAUGUAGUAGCUGAUGAGACUUGGUUUUCUAAUCUAGCUUUUUGUGAGGAAAAUAAGCUUUGGUAUGUUAUUUCAAAAAUCUUUGCUGAGGAGGCUGGUUGGAGAUUUGCAAAGAAGAAUGGGAUUGACUUGGUUACCAUACAUCCAGGGUUUGUGAUUGGUCCUCUCUUGCAGCCCACUCUUUCUCCUAGUGUGGAGGUGUUUGCACACUACAUCAAUGGAGCUCAAAUAUUUCCAAAUGAUAAUUGCAAAUUUGUUGAUGCUAGAGAUGUUGCCAAUGCAAAUAUUGGAGCUUUUGAAUUGGCUUCAGCUAGUGGCAGACUCUGUUUAGUUGGAAUAGUUGUACACUACUCUGAGUUUUUGAAGAUUAUUCACAAACAUUACCCAACUCUGCACAUUCCUGAAAAAUGUCAAGAUGACAAGCCUUUUGUACCAAAAUAUGAGGUAUCAAAGGAGAAAGCAAAAGCUUUGGGUAUUGACUUCAUUCCUUUGGAUGUGAGGGUUGUAGACACCAUUGAAAGCUUGAAGGAGAAAGGCUUUCUUAAUGUCUGAAUACUUAGAGAACUAAAGGAGACAAAUAAAUAAGGAAUUAGGAAGUAGACCUCAAUAAAUAUAUUUUAAUUAUUAUUUUUCCUUCCUUAGUUAUGUGUUAAUUAAUAUUUCCUUUCUAGUAUAACUUAUGCUGAUUUGGGAUUUUUAUUAUUAGUAAGAUUCCAAUAAAUUUUGUGUUAAAUCUUUUUUUAUAAAAGUGGUCACUUGAAUUAAUAAAAUUAAGCAAAACUAUUUUUAUUUACAUUCAGUUCUGGACUCUCUCUCCUCUAAGGAGUCUUAUGGUUAGGACUCACUUUCAAUGAG